AUGGUUGACGAAUUCGAUCUUAUAGAAGCCUCAAUUCCAGAAGAAAUCAAGAAGGCGGCGCCCAUAAAGGUUUUUUCGCCCAGGAACUACUCUACUGAAGACGAUAGCGGUAGAUCUUGGCAUUCUUCUAUAACCGAGGAUUCAAAUAACCUUUUCAACUACUUCGACGAUGGGAAAACACACGGUUAUGACACUGCUAUACAGCCGCCCCGGUCCCUAAAUUACACCGAUUCGUGUGAAACAUAUAAAUCAGUUUCUAGCUCAUUUGAAUCUGCCAGCUCCAUUUACUCUAGGCCUGAAACCCCUUACAAUAAGUUUCUGGAGCGUUUGAAGCACCCGUGCUGCGCUGAUGUUGUUAGUGCAAUCAAGGGGCUGGUCGUUAUGUUACCCGGGAACAUGGUCAGAGCCGAAGUGGCAACAAUAUCACACAACUUCAUAGAUAUUUACACACCGAAGCUGCUAUCUCUUGAAAUAUUUAUGGAUUUGAGUGACGAGGAGAAGCUAGAGACUGUUGAGUGUUUCGAGAAGUUUACCAUGCAAAAAUUAUAUCCAAGGUGCUACCGUAUGGAUCCUGGCGACAUUGUUGAGGAUGAGAAGCUGGAAAUACAAAUGCGCUGCCUAAGUUGGAUUGAGCCUCAUCAUCUAGAGAUACAUGAAAUGGGUGAUUUGGAUACGUUGAAGCAGGCACAAAAUCAGCUGAAAAAUUUAUACAAGUAUAAGUCUCCCAGGGACAAAUUGAUAAUUAUUUUAAAUUUUUGUAGAUUAGUUGUUUACUCGAUUCAAAAAGUCACUAAUAAGGAAGUUAGCUGUGAUGAGGCGUUUCCUUUGAUAAUACUCACGCUCAUUCUCACCAAUCCCAGUGAACUCUACUCCUCAAUCGAGUUUAUUCAGAACUUCAGACACCCCGCAAGGCACGUUUCAGACGAGGCAUACGCAUUCACACUGCUCGUCUCAGCUGUGGAGUUCAUAAGGUCAAUUGGCACCGCAAGUCAACUGAAGAUUAACAGCGAGGACUUCCGGAAGAAGUACCUGGAAAACAUAGACAAGUACCAUGACAGACUGGUGGAGCUGGACGGAAAGGCGCCGAAGAAGCCGUAUAACACCCUCAAAGAGACGACCCUGGCCGCCACGAGCAGGAACGCGAACAAGGAUAACCUGAUGGACGUUUUGAGGAAGUUUAACCUGUCCACCCUUUUCAAGGUACCCUCAUUUAAGUCCGACAGGAACGAGCUGUUUGAAAUAAUAGAGUCUCUCGAGGACCUGGAGAGCUACCUGACUGACCUGCCUCUCUGCUAUAAGCACUCUGAGGAAAACGACAACGUUUCGGAACUCGUCGGCGACUGGCGUGCGCUUGUUGCAAUGAAAAACCACGUCACUGACACCAUCGCAUCGAUAAAGAACAAAGCAAAACGGCUUCUUUAA
Theileria orientalis strain Shintoku is the source of this 1422-nucleotide messenger RNA. Its product is annotated as vacuolar-protein sorting-associated protein. Lineage: Eukaryota; Apicomplexa; Aconoidasida; Piroplasmida; Theileriidae. Gene Ontology annotation, cellular component: endocytic vesicle; cytosol. Gene Ontology annotation, molecular function: guanyl-nucleotide exchange factor activity; small GTPase binding. The record is from RefSeq and is a predicted model, not a curated record. The transcript is spliced from 7 exons. The coding region runs from base 1 to 1422 and encodes 473 amino acids. Gene Ontology annotation, biological process: vesicle-mediated transport.